AUGAACCUAGACCACCCAUCGGCUCUGCAACCAGCUCCUUGCAUCGUGAACCACCAAGACCUCACCAAGCUCGAACGCAACGACUACUCCGUCCUCUGGAGGCACAAGAUGGGCCUCGACAAGUACGACCCAGCAGUCUUCGGGCUCGGCCCAUCCUCGGCUUCCGGAUCCAGAGUCGGGUCGGGCGAGGAGGCUAAAGCCGUGGAGAAGAGCGCAUUCGAUUUGAAGUUGGAGAAGUACGAUGCGGCGGCAAAGAUCAAAAUCAUAAAGGAGGUGAGAACUUUCACGGAUUUGGGGUUGAAGGAGGCCAAGGAAUUGGUCGAGAAAGUCCCUGUGGUGUUGAAGAAAGGUCUCACCAAAGAAGCGGCUGAUCCGAUUCUCACUAAGCUCAAGGAAUUGGGUGCCACUGUGGUAUUGGAAUAA
Quercus lobata is the source of this 423-nucleotide messenger RNA. Its product is annotated as 50S ribosomal protein L7/L12-like. Gene Ontology annotation, biological process: translation. The transcript has a single exon. Bases 1 to 423 code for a protein of 140 amino acids. NCBI's taxonomy places the organism in Eukaryota, Viridiplantae, Streptophyta, Magnoliopsida, Fagales, Fagaceae. The record is from RefSeq and is a predicted model, not a curated record. Gene Ontology annotation, cellular component: ribosome. Gene Ontology annotation, molecular function: structural constituent of ribosome; mRNA binding.